Penicillium odoratum is the source of this 1821-nucleotide messenger RNA. RefSeq lists its product as uncharacterized. Lineage: Eukaryota; Fungi; Ascomycota; Eurotiomycetes; Eurotiales; Aspergillaceae. Gene Ontology annotation, biological process: regulation of cyclin-dependent protein serine/threonine kinase activity. The record is from RefSeq and is a predicted model, not a curated record. Bases 1 to 1821 code for a protein of 606 amino acids. Gene Ontology annotation, cellular component: cyclin-dependent protein kinase holoenzyme complex; nucleus. The transcript has 3 exons. Gene Ontology annotation, molecular function: protein kinase binding; cyclin-dependent protein serine/threonine kinase regulator activity.
AUGUCUUCGUCAACGCUGCCCUCUCAAUCUUCGAUCUUGGGCCCCAUCACUCCAACUAUCGAUCUGACUUCCCACGGCCUGUAUCCUGCUAAACCGGUCUUUACUGGUUCUUGGACUGCUCCCCUCCGGGACGGUCUACCCACCCCUCCCGGCGACAUGACUGGCGUCACCUACAACGCAAUCCCCCCGGUGGGCCAUGGAGGGAUCGUGCACGGAAUGCCCUCUAACCAUUACAACUAUAUGCGGCCGUUCGAUGCCAUCUCUUCUUCUAUGGCAGCUUCCAUGAAGCCCGCCCACCCGGCUCCAGUUAAACAUACUCCGGAAUUGGCUCAAAGCAAAUCAUCCAAUGGAACUGCCAGUGGCUCCAAUCUUCGGAUUCCGUCGUCGAUUAACAAUAGCAAAACUAGCUUGGCCGAGUUUGCCGCUCAGAUGACUUGUCUAUUCUGGUUCGAAAAAUCACCGAAACUCCAAUCCAUCGAAGAUCGAUGCCACUCCGUGCCUUCCCUCGUUGCCGAAGCUAUGCCUACUGUGGGUUUCCAGAAGUGGGUUGCCACGAUUCUGUCAACCACGCAGGUUAGCCAAAACGUGAUUUUGCUUGCUCUGCUGUUUAUCUAUCGAUUGAAGAAGUUCAAUGCUGGUGUGAAGGGCAAGAAGGGCAGUGAAUUCCGGCUCAUGACAGUCGCUUUGAUGCUCGGCAAUAAAUUCCUGGACGAUAACACUUACACCAAUAAGACGUGGGCCGAGGUUUCGGGCAUCGCUGUUCAAGAGAUUCACGUCAUGGAGGUCGAGUUUCUGAGCAACAUUCGCUACGACCUCUUUGCCUCCGAGGCAGAAUGGGCUCGCUGGCACACCAAGCUCGGUCUCUUCGCCGAUUACUUCAACGCGGCGUCCUUGCACCCUGUUGAGUCAGAGACUCCAGCUCUGCGCAUCUCGCCGCCACGAUUGCCCCAAUCACCUUUGUCCAAGUUGCCAUCGCCCCCAUCUGACUUCCGCCCGCAUUCCCAGCCCAACUGGCACAUGCCCGUUCAUGGAUUACCCUACCCUGCUCCACAACUUGGAGAGGUUGCUCUUGGGGGAUCUCGCAAACGCAGCCGUGACGAUGACAAUGAACUGCAGCCUAUGAAACGAAUUGUACGCCCGGCGACCAACCCUGUCCCACAUCCCGCACCGCUGAGCAUUCCUGCAAAUGCGAUGAACACUCUACCCCCCGUUCUUACGCCCAAUUCCGCUCCUGUUGCGCAGGGUGUCUCCCGUCUCCCGCCUCCCAACCUCAACCUGACUCCAACAUCAAACCCGAUGCCCCAGCAACUUCCGUCGACUCCAGUUUCACAGCUCCCCAUGCCAGGUCGUCUGCCCCCAGCCUACAACCGGUCCGCGAACUGGAUGCCAUCUCACCAGAUGCCUUCUGCUCAACUGCCGCCAGUGGCGUCGGGCGUGUACAAUGCACCCACCCUCCCCGACCUGGCUCGUCAUCACCAGAGCAGUCCAUUUGGCGUAACAUCUUCGACCGUAUCCCCGGCCAUUUCAGCCUACUCCGUUCACACCCCGCAAACCCACCUCUCUCCAUCAUUCUUCCUUGCCAACCGCAACUCUCCCUACCGCCCUGUUCGAUCGGUCCACACGUUGCUGAUCCCACCUCCAUCAACUUCGAUGCAGCAGCAGCGCAGUGUUCCCUUCGACCACAUGCACUACCAGCCAUUGAGCAAAGGCUCCACCGAUCGCAAGACCGGUCUACUCCCCUUCAUCCCAUCCGCCGACCCUUGGUACCAAGGCCAUGUGCUCCAGCCUUUCUACACUCCCUCCCAGACCUUCUCUGGCUGA